This is a messenger RNA of Symbiodinium sp. CCMP2592, 4026 nucleotides long. The record is from the annotation of a GenBank genome assembly. Lineage: Eukaryota; Dinophyceae; Suessiales; Symbiodiniaceae.
AUGCCUCGUGAUGCCGGCCCCCGCAAGCCCACCCUCAAGCAGCUGGCGAAGCAGAAAGCGAAGGACAUCAAGACCCGGGAGCGCAACGAGGCGACGUUCGCAUCCGCCGUUCAGCACUCCAAAAGCACCAUACUCGACGUGGACAUGCGGUUCAUUCAAGACACGCUGACCCAGAACCCGACUUGGAUUUCUCCACUCGCUGGUCUGAUCCGCUCGGGCUCGUUGAAUGGUCUUCUGAAGGACGUUGCCAAGAAGGAGGAGACCGGUGGACUGAGAUGGAAGGGCAAGUGCACCAAAUGGGGCAGUUUGCCGCUUGAGAUGGCGAGCUUAAUGCUCAAGCAUUGCGGUGUGGAGCUCGCGGAGGACGUACAGAAGGACGAACCCGUCGUACGGACCCUCUUCGAGAUCCAGUUCUGGGCAGCCAAGUCGGCGUCCUUGCCAUCUCGUGCGGACAUUCGCUAUCAGUCCACGUUGGUCAAGUUAGCGAGGGCCCGCAUGGAGGACGUUGGUCGCAACUACAUAGCUGCGGUGAACUCGGCGGAGGCUAUCAGUGUUGACCGGGACAGGUACAACAUCUGGUCACUUGAGAACAACACGUUGUACUGCCACGUCUUUGCCACACAAGAUGGACACCCUCGCCGUUCCCGCUCGGAGUUCGUACCCAACGAGUCGUACCUCAGCCACGAGCUUCCUACUCUCCCGGACAACAAGACGUGGCAAUUGGACGACCCUUUUGCGGUGGACUGUGUCAUUUCAGAUGGACAGCAUAACUCGUUGUUCAGUUUUGAAUGCGCGAGUUUCUUUCCUACUUUGCCGGACAUGAAGGCCAAGUGGACCUUCGACUUGUCGUCGGACGCAGACACCACGGACGCUCUGAAAAAAGAGAUCGAGUCGCACUUUCUCCAGAGUUCGUUCUCCCUCCUCAAGCAGCAGGAGCACGCUGCAAACGCCGAGAAGAAGGGCACCAAACGAAAGGCAUCCUCGCAGCAGAUGCAGGACGACAUGGAGGACGACAACGAGCAAGCGGACAAUGAGGAGCACACGGGUGACCAGAUGGAAGAGGUAGCAGCUGGACGAAGCACACGUUGUACAGAGUUUGCCACGUCGAGCUUUGCAACGAUUGUUCUUUUGCAUCAAUGGCACCAGGGUAUGCGCAAAGAUGCCAAAUGGAAGAAGCCGGCAGAGGAGGUAUCCAAGCUGGCCGGGGAGUUGCUUCAAGGCCUCGCUUCCUUGUUCCUGCAGACCCCGCAGGACUUCUCAUUCACGUGGGACGGAAACACUCUGGUGCUGCCGUUCAAAGGAGGUUCGCUGGACGUGGACGAGGUUGUACUGCAAAACAGUUUACUUGCUAAAGUACUACACCGCGAUCGUUCCCGAUUCAUGGACGUGCUGCAGGAUGUGAAUGUGGACUGCACCCGUCGGACAAUUGGAGACACUCGCAAGUCAUCUAGUUUGAGGACGAAGUACUACUUGUUGGCGGCUUUGGCACGUGCCAUGGAUUCGUCGGACGACACGCAUUCCUGCUGGACAUCUUUGAAUGUGAAGCAAGUGAUGCAGCUUAGGAGCACCUCCGGAUAUCGUCGGUCGUCCACGAGUUUUCGACAAGAGGUUGCGAGUUCAUCGAAUGCCACACGCAGGACACUUACCUCCACAUUGCAAGGACAUGCGUUCACCGUGCAGGACAGCAGCGAACAGCAGGACGAACAAAAGAUCAAGAAGCACGCUUCUAUGGACGCACACAGGCUAGCACGCAUGGAGCGAUACGCCUAUGUCACGCAGGGCAAGUCAGAUUUCCUCUCGACGGACAUUUUGUGCGUGGUGGUCCAGAAAUCGUCCGUCUUGUCGGCUGAGCAGUGGAAAGCUAUGUGGAACAAGGCUUCCAAGAAGUUCCUCGGGAUCGAGAAACCCGUUGGACCUGGUCAUGCGGAGGACCGGCUGGCCACACUGUCUUGGAUGCAGGACAUAAACCACGGCUUGCGACCCAUUGGCUGGACUUUUGGCUGCUGCCAGAGCACGCCGGCCGGCCCCGCGGAGGACGACACGAAGGCUAAACGUGCACCGAUCAUGAUUUUGUGCACCGACCAAGAAGCAACACAGCUGGCGGCUGUCUCCUUCUUGAGGAACAAAAAGAGCCUCUGGAUCGAACACGUCUCGGACCCCGCCCACAGGUCGCACAACGACGUGGCUUUGGCCUUGUCGGCCGCUGGACUCCUGAAGUUCUGCACAUGGUGCAUCUCGCUGUACAACAUCAGGUAUGGACCCUGGCAGAAGGGCUCGUGGGCGUUGAAGAUCCAGCAAGCCGCAAAUCGCAUGAAGGACAACAUGGACCCCUCGGACCCGAUAUUGCUCCUUUUCUUCCCGGACAUUCUGCUGGACGCCGGCCUCUCCCCCCUGGACGACAACACGGAGGAGAAACGCAGGUCGUUUUUGCAGACAUUACCCGACAUGGACUGCAUCCGCAUCAAGGGCACGAAGGCCAGCAAGAGUCGGUUCAAUUCCCUGACGACGGCCCACAGCGCGCUGGACAAAGAGUGGUCGGUCUUGGCUUUAGUUCUCACGGUGGUCUGCUUGGAGCACAACUGGGCAGUUUCCACUAAGGACCUCUUCUCGCAGGACAGCAACCAGGCCCGUGCCUCGGUUCCAUAUGGUGGAAGCAAGUCUUCUGCCAUACAGGAGGCCAAGCAAGGCAUGGACCAGGAGCGGAAGGGCAGCGCGAACAGUCUACACUUAAUGACGAAGUUCGUGAUCUCGCAGGACAACAAGACGACAGCCAGGAUGAUGUUCCAGGUCUUGCAACCCGAAGAGCUUCGUUGUUCGCUCAUGCUCAAGCAGCUGCGUUCCAAAGGCAUGACGAAGGACUACUACUCUGGCUGGGCACACUGGUCUUGGAUGAGCACUGCAAAGGACCACGUCAGGACUUUGUCGAAUUUGGAAGGUUUAUCUCGUGUCGGCCUCGACCUGACACUGGCACGCGCACAACCCCCGGAGGAGACAGAGCUUGUCUGGCAGGACUCGCUCGCAGGCCAAAUGACGCAGUUGACACUACAGAUCCUGCGGCUGCGGGCCGGGGCACAGCUGUACCAUACUGGAGGUUUCGGUGCGACCGCAGGACUAGUCCAUGCUGAAGAGCAGUUCCGUCGGGCAAGCUUGGAUUUUUUCAAAGAGAUGCAGUCUUGUAUCCAGGACACGCACAGUGGUGGUUCUCGUAUGGCAAAAAAAUUGCUCGAAGGUCAUUUCUCCCAAGGGCCGAUUAGUCGGUACAUCCUCGCCGAUCUUUGCACUACCCGGUUUCAGAGCCUUACGGAGGACGUUGCACACGUAUUGACCAGCAUUUGGUCGGGCCUCUUGAACACGAAGAUCAUCGAAGACUGUAAUAAAGUCCAGCGCGAGGCCGAGCAACGACAUUCGUCUUCGAAGGACUUGGGUCGUUUGGACGGAUGGAAGGCUGUGACCCAACAGGCCGUGGUCAAGAUGUACGAGAGGGUGGAGGCACUGUCAACGGAGCUCUACCACACGCCGGCAGCGUUUGACGUGGCCAAACUUUUCUGCAAAGACACCGAGAAGAAGAAGAUUCAAGCAGUUCGUCGUCGUUCCGAUUCGUCGGUCAGCACGCAGGUCAGUGCCUCGGAGGUGCAGGAAGCACAGCUUCUUGCAGACGUGACGAAGACGAGGGACUGGGUCUCCCACAACCACGCCGAGGAACAGGAGGUUUUGGCUGCCUUCAGUUUACUGAUGAAGGCGUGGAGGGCCAAGCGAUGGUCGCUUUGUGAAGAAGGUUGGUGCUCUGGACUUUUGCCCGAAGGACAUGUUGUACUGGCAGGUGCAGACCCGUUGUUCAUCGUUCGGACAUACCGUUUGGCUGCACUCGCAUGGCCCGGCAAGAUCGUUAAGGACAAGGACCAUGAGUUUUCGAAUUCAACAUGGGCGUUCGGUCUCUCUUUUGGAUGCACAGCACAUCUUUGGACUUGGAAGUGUUGCGGCUGCGAGUUGUUUCACCUCUGCGUGCCUCGGCUGCAGUACAGUUGA